AUGAAGAAAUUUGGAACCGUUAGAUAUCCUGGAGGAACAGAUCCCUUCGAAGCGUCAACAUGGCUGAGGAAUUUGGAGAAACACUUUCGGGCUAUCCACUGCCCUGAUAAUUUCAAGAAGGAUGUGGCAACAUACUACUUGACCAAAGAUGCUUCUGAUUGGUGGGAUAACGUGGAAGAAUACUAUAUGGGAAGAGAGAUCGACUGGGAAUAUUUUAAAACGAAAUUUGAACGGAAAUACUUCCCACCUGAAGCAAAAGACCGGCUGGAGAUUCAAUUCUUGGAGUUAACUCAAGGCAACCGAAAAGUGAGGGAGUAUGAGGCAGAGUUUACAAAGCUAAGGAAAUAUUCUCAUUAUGGAGAAAGGAAUGAAGAGAUAGCAGUAAAUGUUGAAAAAGGUAUGGAAAAGGAUCAAGCCAUGAUGAAGCAUGCAGAGCCAUCUCGCAGAACUGAAGGGCUAGGAGGAAGAAAAGCCCCUGAUUAUAUUACUUGCUUCUCGUGUGGUGAGAAAGGGCAUUAUGCCAACAGUUGUCCCCAUAAUAGACAAGUUACGCUUCCAACACCACCCACUAGACUAGCGAUUGAACCAGCCCCGAAGCGCCAGGAAGUUGGAAAGCAAGUGAAUGCUUUAGAGUUAGGAAAACCCGAACCACAACAGCCCCAUCAGGGACCGAUCACAGGAACAUUGUGUGUUGGUGGAGUUUAUGUGCAUGUUCUCUUCGACUCGGGUGCCACACAUAGCUUUGUGAUACCCGAGGUAGUGUCGAGUUUUAAGGGAACCUUUACUAGAGUAAAGGUAGGUGUUUCAGUUAGAACCCCUGGGAACCAUAACCUUCGUGCCGAUAGUUGUGUACUUAGGAUUCCAAUCUAUUUGGAAUCAAUGGUAUAUCCAGCAGACCUGCUAGUUGUUCCUUUAGGACAACACGAAGUGAUUUUGGGCAUGGACUGGCUGUCGAGAUACUACACACAGUUGGAUUGUGGCCGAGGAAGAAUUACACUUGAAGAAAGCGGACAACCAUUAACGACAUAUUAUGGAAUAUGUCCAAGUGCUGGAGUGUCACUUGUAUCUGCCUUAAGAGUUGAGAAAUAUUUGAUCGAGGGCGAGGGACAAAGUUGGAAGAGAUAG
Molecule: messenger RNA, 1125 nt
Organism: Brassica rapa (field mustard)
Lineage: Eukaryota; Viridiplantae; Streptophyta; Magnoliopsida; Brassicales; Brassicaceae
Molecular function (GO): zinc ion binding; nucleic acid binding
Source: RefSeq, a predicted model, not a curated record